AUGGCUGGCUUCUACAGCAUCGCAAGGUUUUUCAAGAUAUUCGAAUGCAACCCCCGCGAAAAGAUUUCGAAUAUGAGCUGGAUCUUGAAUAUCAGUGGGGGCUUCAACACCGUCACUGAUUAUUUGACCUUGCUACUUCCUAUGCAUGCUGUACAGAAGCCGCAAAUGAACCGGGGGAAGAGGAUCCUCGUAGUCGUGGCUUUUAGAUUUGGUAUAUGCGCAAUUUUUUCCGCUACGGUUGGUUUCUUCGUGAGACUCAAGAACAGCGCUAGUCCCGACAAAUCCCAGAAGCAACCCGAAAUCCUCCUCUGGGGUGCGGCCGAACUUGCCUCAGGCAAUCUCUAUGUAUGCUUCUCCGAUCUCACGCCCCUCUUCCGGAAGAGCAAGACUCCCAAACGACCGUCCGGUGCUAGGCGCCCGACGGCAUCCGAGCUGAAGGUUUGGAGAGAACCUCACGGCAGCAAUGGGAAACUCCGAUCUAUAUAUGCCGAAGAGCCUUAUGAGUACAACGUUCAGUACGACUGCGGACGCGGACUAUAUCGAACUGGGUGAAAGGUGGGGAUUGAACUGCAAUCCUUUGCACGAUUAUUAUGAUGUUUUGAAAGGUUUGCAUCUGAACGAAGUGAGGUAGAGGCGUAGCUGCGAUGCGGAUGUAGGCGGAAAAUUUAGUAGAGCGCCAAGAUUUCUACGGAUUUAUGCACA
This is a messenger RNA of Trematosphaeria pertusa, 702 nucleotides long. RefSeq lists its product as uncharacterized. The record is from RefSeq and is a predicted model, not a curated record. The coding region runs from base 1 to 552 and encodes 183 amino acids. The transcript is spliced from 2 exons. Lineage: Eukaryota; Fungi; Ascomycota; Dothideomycetes; Pleosporales; Trematosphaeriaceae.